Messenger RNA from Aegilops tauschii subsp. strangulata, 1163 nucleotides. RefSeq lists its product as uncharacterized. The record is from RefSeq and is a predicted model, not a curated record. Lineage: Eukaryota; Viridiplantae; Streptophyta; Magnoliopsida; Poales; Poaceae.
GCAUCGGCCCGGUUCGUGGCAGUCGCCGCCGUCUGCCUCCUCGUCGUGGUCGGCACGUACUACGUGCUGUGGUCGCCGGCCGACGCCGACGGCCAGACGGAGCAGCGGUUCUUCGGCAUGUGGCGUCGUCGAUCAGCGGUGCGCGCCUACGGCGGCGAUGAUCUGGAGGCGGCGCUGCGCGGCGCGGCGGACGCGAACAGGACGCUGAUCCUGAGCGUGCUGAACAAGGCGUACGCCGAGGAGGAUGGCCUGCUCGACCUUUUCGUGCGGAGCCUGAGGGAAGGGGAGGGAACCGCGCAGCUCGUCAGCCACGUCCUCCUCGUGGCAAUGGACCGGCCAGCAUACCGCCGGUGCGUGAGCCUCGGCGGCGUCCGGUGUUAUCGGCUCCCGGCGGCGUCGAGGAACGGCACCCAAGACUUGUCGUCGGAGCAACUCUACAUGUCCGACGGGUUCAUACGCAUGAUGUGGCGGCGCAUUCGCCUCCUCGGCGACGUUCUCAAGCACGGCUACAGCUUCAUAUUCACGGAUUUGGAUGUGAUGUGGCUGAGGAACCCCUUCCCGAGUCUCAAGUACCGCACCGGGGAGGAAGACCUCCUGAUCAGCUGCGACAAGUUCAACGGACGGCCGCAGGACUACCUCAGCAACGAGCUCAACACCGGCUUCUUCUUCGUGGCCGCCUACAACCGGACGGCGGCGCUGUUCGACGAGUGGCACGCGGCCCGCGGCGAGUCGGCGGGCAUGAAGGAGCAGGACGUGCUGAACCGGAUGAAGCGGCGUCACACGUUCCGGCGGCUCGGCGUGACGGUGCGCGUGCUGGACACGGCGCGCUUCAGCGGGUUUUGCCAGGACAGCCGGGACGCCCGGCAGGUGGCCACCGUGCACGCCAACUGCUGCCGGACGAUGCGGGCCAAGAUCGCUGACCUGAGGGCCGUCCUCAGGGCCGCUAGGCGACUCAACGGGACGGCACGGCUGAGGUGGCCGCCGCACUCGGAGUGCGCUAAAUCGUGGAGAUGACACGACUGGUUGAGAGAAGUAGAAGUACGUGCAUAUAAUUUACUAACUCUACUACUAGAUGGUCACCCUUUGACAAUGUGUGCGGCAGGAGGAUGAUCAACCAUAGCUUUUACGAUAUUUUCGAGACAUUGCAUAUUGCACUCGUGAAC